CCCAAUCAUCUUUCGCCACGUAGUAUCCACGGUCUUCCCGCGAGAGAGAGAGAGAGAGAAAAAAGAAGAAGAGAGAGAGAAGAAGAACACACAUUUUGACACCAUUUUCCGGUUUUCCCAGACAGAGCUGCUCUGUACCACGUUUCCGAUUCUGCCCUCGGCCAUUUCGGAAACACCGAGCCUGUCCCCGUCCCAUGGCUCCAGCCACGUCCUCCUCCUCCUCCACGGCUAAGCGGCUCAUCCGCUUCAGUGGCUCUCUCCGCCGCACGGAGGCGCCGCGCCGGCCGACUCCGCCGCCUUCUCCGCCGCCGAAGAAGCUCAAGCCGAUGGCGGAGGUAAUGGCGAAGGCUCGGCACGCUGUGGUGGAGCGCGUCGACUACAGCGACGCGAGCUGCCAGCAAUGCGGCUCCGGCGACCGGGCCGACGAGCUCCUCCUCUGCGACAAGUGCGACAAAGGCUUCCACAUGAAAUGUCUACGACCGAUCGUCGUUAGAGUCCCCAUCGGAUCCUGGCUUUGCCCCAAGUGCUCCGGUCGCAGAAGAGUAAGAAGUUUCUCUCAGAAGAAGAUUAUCGAUUUCUUUCGGAUUCAGAAGUGUACUGAUAAGAAAGGCAAGUUUGCGUCUCCUCAAGAUGCUAGAAAGCGUAGGAGACGUUCAGGAUCAUUGGUGUUACAAAAGAAAAGAAGGAGACUUUUACCAUUUGUUCCUACAGAAGAUCCAGCCCAAAGGCUGAAACAAAUGGGUUCCCUUGCUACUGCUUUGACAGCACUGCACAUGGAAUUCAGUGAUGAUCUCUCUUACAUGCCUGGCAUGGUGCCUAGGUCAGCCAACCAGGCCAAGUUUGAAAACGGUGGAAUGCAGGUUCUUUCCAAAGAAGAUACUGACACCUUGGAACAGUGCAGAGCUAUGUGUAAAAAAGGCGAAUGGGCUCCCCUUAUUGUAGUUUUUGAUUCAUGUGAAGGUUAUACAGUGGAGGCUGAUGGCCAGAUUAAGGAUAUGACGUUUAUUGCUGAGUACACGGGUGAUGUGGAUUAUAUUAAAAACCGGGAACAUGAUGAUUGUGAUAGUAUGAUGACCCUUCUCUUGGCAAACGACCCAUCUAAAAGUUUGGUCAUCUGCCCUGAUAAACGCGGGAACAUUGUGCGGUUUAUCAAUGGCAUUAACAAUCACACUCUGGAAGGUAGGAAGAAGCAGAAUUGUAAAUGUGUGAGAUACAGUGUUAAUGGUGAAUGCCGAGUCUUUUUGGUUGCUACUCGUGAUAUUGCAAAGGGCGAAAGGCUAUAUUACGAUUAUAAUGGAUAUGAGCAUGAAUACCCUACUCACCAUUUUGUCUGAGAUAUCAUAGAGAUGUUGCUGUCUAACAAUCCUACACAAAUGGGAUGUAAUUUUGGAUCCCAAUAGAUCCUUUUCUUUUUCCAUUUUUUCAAAGCUUACUCAUUGUUUUUGCGGAGCAACAAUUCUUCUAAAAUUAGCCAUAGGCUAUUCAUUGUAAUUUUUGAUAUAGAGCUGGUCAAUUGUGUGGCCAUGAGAGAACUAGAGUAGCAAGGGAGAUUUUCCUUUAAAUGGGCAUAUGAAGAAAAUUAGAUGUCUUAGAAUUAUAUUUAAGAAAACAAAAAGUCUUUUUGUAAUACACUUUUCUAUGGAAGUGGUUACUUGUUUUUUUGGUUGUCAUUCCAUUGCUUCCAAGAUGAUUUAUGGAUAAUUUGUUAAACGGCCAUUUAUUUGCUCAUUAUUGUAUCUUUUAUCUUUUAUCUUCUUCUUGAGAUGCUAACCAUUCCCACGAGAGAUAUGCAUAAACAUAACUGUGAAAAGAAAAAUGUUACUACUGAUUCCUUUCCAUUUAGGUGCUGGAUAUUGUUGCAGUCACACAGCGACUGUGAUGCAGUUUGACCCUUCAUAUUGAUUUGAAAACUGAUGCCUGGGUCUUUAGAAUUGUAUUCAGUUUUAUAUUGCAGAGAUCUUUUAAGAUGAAGCUUUCAUCAUGAGGUCAUGCUGGACAUUCACAAAUUCCAGAUUCUCAUAUCUUUUAAAAGGUGAAACUUUUCCCCUAAUUAAGUAUACAAAAACUUUAUCUAAACUGCUCUUUCUUGUAGUUUUCCUGGAUGUUAUGUUUACUACUUAUGGCAUCCAUUUCCAUUUACAUACUUUAGUAUUUGAUAUGUUUGCUCCUCACUUGCCAUCACACUUGGAAGUAUAUUAUAAUUCUUAUGGUUGUUGCUGGUUCAAUGCUAGAUGUAAGUGGUUCAUGCGUUGGUAUACUAGAAUUUUUGAAUCUAGGAUAUAGUUUGAUACCAUGCUCGAAAAAAAGAAAGUUAUUAUGGAUGCCCAGGCUUAUAAGCUCAACCAUACUUCUUGAUGCAAAUAUCUCUCAGAUGUUUCCCUCGGUGCUUUCCAAAUUCACAUGCUUCAUUUCAAUUAUUUUGUUCCAAUUUCAUCUGAAGUGUGAUUUGACAUUUGAGUCCUUUUGCCAGAAAUAAGUGAUAAUUAUGGCUUUGAAAUACAUUAUACAUGCUUUUGUGAUUCUUUGGACUACCAUUGGUUAAAUUUUCAUUGCUUUAGUUGUCAUACGCCCAUCUGAUAUAUUUUUUUUUCAGUGAAGCGACUUCAACUUAGGGUCUCUGAAUCCCCAGAGAUAGCAUGGGUAACACCUUAAAAUAUAUUCUCGCUUUCUAUUGCACAGCAGAAAUGUUGAAAUUAAAUUCCCAUGCCUUCCUGCAGGGUGGGCUGAGAUUAUCUCGAAGAAACAAUGUAACAUAUGAUGUAAGAACAGUGUCAGCGUUAAGAAGAUCAAGCAAAUUCCGUUGGGGCUUAUGUGAAGGAAUGAGUUUCUCAAAUAUUGAUUCUGAUCUUGAAUUCAGUCACUGUCAGGGAAUUAAGUGAGAGUAUUUGACUUCCUUUGAGGGAGGAUACGUGUAUUCUUUUGUUUCAGUAAGGAUGUCAGAAAAUGAUAAUUCAGAUUAUCUUAUAUCAGUUAAGAUUAAAGCAAGUCUUGGGAGCCAUGCUUUUAUAGAUUUGAAUGGUUUUACAUGCAGGAGUAUGUGUAUAGUACCAAUAAUCGUUGAGGACUUUGUAUGUCAUGUGAAAUUUUGGGAGAGAACUUCGAGUCAAAGCAUCUUGAUGUAAAUUGAUGGAUAUUUCAUUCCAUUUGAUUGAGGUUUGAUGUACCUUCUGGUUAUUAUGCUCUUCAUUGUUAACUCCUUUUCCCCAAGA
This is a messenger RNA of Corylus avellana, 3209 nucleotides long. It is a transcript of the gene ATXR5, whose product is annotated as TRITHORAX-RELATED PROTEIN 5. Lineage: Eukaryota; Viridiplantae; Streptophyta; Magnoliopsida; Fagales; Betulaceae. The record is from RefSeq and is a predicted model, not a curated record. Gene Ontology annotation, molecular function: protein binding.